GUGACCUCUUCCAGGCCUUACUGGAUAUCCUGGACUAUUAUGAGGAUUCCAUCUCAGAGAGUCAGCACCGAAGGAGUUAACACUGCCAAGGCACCCCCCCAUUCUGGCUCUUAGCUCCCUCCCUCCCUCCCCCUGCUUCCUCUCUCCUCCUCUCUCCCCUUCCCUCCUCGGCUCCAAGGCUCCCUCGGCCGCUGCCUUCUCCAACCCCCCUACCCCACUCCCCCGCCACGGCCCCUAGCCCCUGGCCGUUUGGCAAGACCCCUCCCUAUCCCGGGGCUCCCCGAAAUCCAGUUCCCCUCCCCCACCCCAGCUCAUGCCCCAGCCCCCGAACUCCGGGGCUGCCAGCCCCCGGUUCCCCUGCCCCUCCUGAGAAUCGGGGUGUGCUCCCCAAGCCCCUUCCCCUCCAUUGGGGAGCCCCUUUUCGGGCCCCCCUCUCCUCCCUCCCACGCUCCCCUUCCCUUCUCCAACCCCCUCCUUCCCCUCUCACCCCUCCCCCCAUCCUGGCCCCCCCUGCAAAAGUGGGGUGCGGAGGGGGGAGGGGUGAGAACCCACCGAGGGGAGGAAGGAAACUCCAAUGAAGUCAGAGCCCCUUACCCGCCGCCGCGGCCAGGCCCCCCAACAUGGACUGUCUCUGUAUAGUGACAACCAAGAAAUACCGCUACCAAGAUGAAGACACGCCCCCUCUGGAGCACAGCCCGGCCCACCUCCCCAACCAGGUAAACGCCCCCGAGCUGGUGCACGUGGCGGAGAGGAACUUGUCCCACCUCGAGGCUGUCCACGGGGUCGUGGGCCACGCCCACCUCUCCCCCCUCAAGGCCAAUUCUCCCCCUGUGAUUGUCAACACAGACACCCUAGAAGCCCCAGGAUAUGAGUUGCAGGUGAACGGGACCGAGGGGGAGAUGGAAUACGAGGAGAUCACAUUGGAAAGGGGCAACUCAGGUCUGGGCUUCAGCAUAGCAGGUGGCACUGACAACCCACAUAUUGGUGACGACCCAUCCAUUUUCAUCACCAAGAUCAUUCCUGGUGGGGCUGCAGCCCAGGAUGGCCGCCUCAGGGUCAAUGACAGCAUUCUGUUUGUAAAUGAAGUGGAUGUGCGGGAAGUGACCCACUCAGCGGCAGUGGAAGCCCUCAAAGAGGCAGGCUCCAUUGUGCGCCUCUACGUCAUGCGCCGGAAACCUCCAGCUGAGAAGGUCAUGGAGAUCAAACUCAUCAAGGGGCCUAAAGGUCUUGGCUUCAGCAUCGCAGGGGGCGUAGGGAACCAGCACAUCCCUGGUGAUAACAGCAUCUAUGUAACGAAGAUCAUCGAAGGGGGUGCCGCCCACAAGGAUGGGAGAUUGCAGAUUGGAGACAAGAUCCUGGCGGUCAACAGUGUGGGGCUGGAGGACGUCAUGCAUGAGGAUGCUGUGGCAGCCCUGAAGAACACGUAUGAUGUUGUCUACUUAAAAGUGGCCAAGCCCAGCAAUGCCUACCUGAGUGACAGCUAUGCUCCCCCAGACAUCACAACCUCUUAUUCCCAGCACCUGGACAACGAGAUCAGUCACAGCAGCUACCUGGGCACUGACUACCCCACAGCCAUGACCCCCACUUCCCCUCGCCGCUACUCCCCAGUGGCCAAGGACCUGCUUGGGGAGGAAGACAUUCCCCGAGAACCGAGGCGGAUUGUCAUCCACCGGGGCUCCACGGGCCUGGGCUUCAACAUUGUGGGGGGCGAGGAUGGUGAAGGCAUCUUCAUCUCCUUCAUCCUGGCCGGGGGCCCUGCGGACCUAAGUGGAGAGCUGCGAAAAGGGGACCAGAUCCUGUCGGUCAACGGGGUUGAUCUCCGCAAUGCCAGUCAUGAGCAGGCUGCCAUUGCCCUGAAGAAUGCGGGCCAGACAGUCACGAUCAUUGCUCAGUAUAAACCAGAAGAGUAUAGCCGAUUCGAGGCCAAGAUCCAUGACCUUCGGGAACAGCUCAUGAACAGCAGCCUGGGCUCAGGGACUGCCUCCCUGCGGAGCAACCCCAAACGGGGUUUCUACAUCAGGGCCCUGUUUGAUUAUGACAAGACCAAGGACUGCGGCUUCCUGAGCCAGGCCCUGAGCUUCCACUUUGGGGAUGUGCUUCACGUAAUUGACGCCAGUGAUGAAGAGUGGUGGCAGGCACGGCGGGUCCACUCUGACAGUGAGACCGAUGAUAUUGGCUUUAUUCCCAGCAAACGACGGGUUGAGCGACGGGAGUGGUCAAGGUUAAAAGCCAAGGACUGGGGCUCCAGCUCUGGAUCACAGGGUCGAGAAGACUCUGUUCUGAGCUACGAGACAGUGACACAGAUGGAAGUGCACUAUGCUCGCCCCAUCAUCAUCCUUGGCCCCACUAAGGACCGAGCCAAUGAUGAUCUCCUCUCUGAGUUCCCCGACAAGUUUGGAUCCUGUGUCCCUCAUACGACACGGCCUAAGCGGGAAUAUGAGAUAGAUGGCCGGGAUUACCAUUUUGUGUCGUCCCGGGAGAAAAUGGAGAAGGACAUUCAGGCACACAAGUUCAUUGAGGCUGGCCAGUACAACAGCCACCUCUACGGAACCAGCGUCCAGUCCGUGCGAGAGGUAGCCGAGCAGGGGAAGCACUGCAUCCUCGAUGUCUCCGCCAAUGCUGUGCGGCGGCUGCAGGCGGCCCACCUGCACCCCAUCGCCAUCUUCAUUCGUCCCCGCUCCCUGGAGAAUGUGCUAGAAAUUAACAAGCGUAUCACAGAGGAACAAGCCCGAAAAGCCUUUGACAGAGCCACCAAACUGGAGCAGGAGUUCACAGAGUGCUUCUCAGCCAUCGUGGAGGGCGACAGCUUUGAGGAGAUUUACCACAAGGUGAAGCGCGUCAUCGAGGACCUCUCAGGCCCCUACAUCUGGGUUCCAGCCCGAGAGAGACUCUGAUUCCUGCCCUGGCUUGGCCUGGACUUGCCCUGCCUCCAUCGCCCGGGCCCUUGGUCUGGACUGAAUUGCCCAAGUCAUCCCCGGUCUCCCUCCCACUCCUUCUUAUUUAUUUCCUUUCUAACUGGACCCAGCAUAUUGGAGGGGGGACGCUCCUCUGCAUGUAUCCCUGCACUCCAGAACUGGGCUCCUGAACCCCAGGAACCUAGGGUCUGGGUGGGGGAGCAGGGCUCCUGGCUUCAAGCCCUCGCUCCUUAGGACCUGCCCCCUGCCCUCCCCUGAUGCACACACAGACCCACUGGGGGCCGCUGCCUCCCCCAUCUUCUCCCAUACACAUUCCAGAAGUCGGGGUCCUCUCAAGGAACACCCUCUAUAGGGAUGCAGAGCCACAGGCCUCCGCACUCCCUGAGGCAGCGUCUGGGGUCAUCCCUGCCCCCCAUCAUAGCUCCCCAUGUCCCUUGAGUUCUCAUUUAUUUUCUCCAUUUUUUUUUUCUUCUCAAAGGUGGUUUUUGGAGGGAGAAGUAAGGGGGUCCUACUGUGGGUCCCCUGCCUUCCACACGACCCCCCACCCCCACCUUUUUUCUUUGCCGGUUUGCAUGAGUGGAAGGUCUAACUGUGGCUUUUUUUUUCCUGGGAUUUUUUUUCUUUUUUCUUUUUUUUGGGAAAGGGGAGGGAUGGGUCUAGGGACUGGGGAAAUGGGAGGGAGGUGGGAGGGCUGGGGUCAGGGGUCGGGUGUCUGGGAGCCAGGGGAAGACUGGAAAUGCUGCCGCCUUCUGCAAUUUAUUUAUUUUUUCUUUUGAGAGAGUGAAAGGAAGAGACAGAUACUUGAAA
Messenger RNA from Perognathus longimembris pacificus (Pacific pocket mouse), 3722 nucleotides. RefSeq names its product discs large MAGUK scaffold protein 4 (gene Dlg4). Gene Ontology annotation, molecular function: kinase binding. Lineage: Eukaryota; Metazoa; Chordata; Mammalia; Rodentia; Heteromyidae. Bases 621 to 2894 code for a protein of 757 amino acids. The transcript has 22 exons. Gene Ontology annotation, cellular component: neuromuscular junction; neuron projection; postsynaptic density membrane. The record is from RefSeq and is a predicted model, not a curated record. Gene Ontology annotation, biological process: postsynaptic neurotransmitter receptor diffusion trapping; AMPA glutamate receptor clustering; chemical synaptic transmission.